CAGCCCCCGCAUGGUGCCCCACAACAUUCUAUAACUCCUGUCUCAAAAGAGAUUCAAUACUCUCUUCAGGCCUCCAUAGCAGAAGACAUUCCUGCAGGCAAAACAGCCAUACCUAUAAAAUACAUACAUUUAAGGUAAAUAAAUAAAAGGGUUCCUGAGAAGUAGCAAAGACCACAUAACAUUCAUUAAAUAAUAUACAAAUAAGCCCACUUGAGAAAAACAGGAAAUCCACUAUCACAGCUUUUUAUUUAUAGGGCUUUAAUCCAGUUGCCCUUGUCUCCUACCUUAACUGCCAUCCCCAGUGUCUCAGGGAAUAAACAGAAUAAAGCUCCUGUCUCUCCUCUUUGGCUUCUCCCCUCCCUUGGAAGGUCCAUAAUCUCCCAGCUUGUCAGCGUUCUUUCCCCAGCAGUGAUUAAGGGGCCCUCUCCAAAGAAGAUUAAAGCCUAGUCUGUGUGGGACACUGUGCAGGGUACUUGACCUGGAAUUCAGCCACUCUGCACUCUUAUAGUCCCUAUCAUGGCUCUUGUGCCAGGGAAUAGCAAGGAUGGACCUUGGUCUGGAGAUAGCCCAGACUCUUCAUGGCAUCCAGAAAGUCCUGGUUUCAUGAAUCCUCUCUCAAAGAGCAGACAAGAGAUUGGCAGAAGUGAAGGUCAUCAGGAUGCUCGAGUGUCUCAAAAGCCCCACCUGCCCUCUAUUGCGGCAGAGGCCUCAGAGGGGAAUGACGAAGACCAGGAGGAUAACCAGUGGCCACAUGAGGAGUUGUUGCUACUCACUGAUGGUGAAGAAGAGGAAGCAGAAGCCUUCUUCCAGGACCAAAAUGAAGAGCCAGGUUGGGCUUGGAUCCCACAGGACCCCACAUCUCCUUUAAAAACAUUUAACCCUGGACCUGACUGGGGGAAUGAACAAGAGGAUGACUCCUGGAUUCCUGAGGACACAGAGGGCCAAGAAAUUCCCAACCCCAGUUCUCUUUGGGACCCAACAAGGUCCUGCAUUUAUAGAACCCGAUUUGUGGAAUAUUCCCAUUUCCCACCUCCCAGUACCUUUGGGGGAGCUGAAGAAGAAGUUGUUCAAGCGCCGGAGAGUGCUGAGCAGGGAUCGGCGACGGAAGCGCCAGGUGGUCGGGGCCGUUAUAGACGAAGGGCUGACGACGAAACACCACCUCAAGAAGCGGGCGUGAGUACGAUCCAGUGCACGUGCCAACAUCACGCUAUCCGGGAAGAAGCGCAGGAAACUCCUGCAGCAGAUCCGCUUUGCCCAGAAAGAAAAAGCAUCCAUGGAAGUGGAAGCCUCUUCCAAGCAAACCAGGACUAGUGAGUCACAGCCCAAACGACAAAAGAAGAUAAAAGCUCCCCAGGACGUAGAUAUGGAGGAUCUUGGAGAUGAGAGCUAAAGUCCCUCCCUCUUAGAAGAUUCUCAAGGGCAGCCAGAAGGACUUGGAGGACUUUGGAGAAAAUGCAACCACAUUUCACUGUCCCAGACACCCAUGACCAUUGACCUCCCCUGGAGUUCCAUAUUGGGAGGAAAGAGGACACAGAAAAGGACCGCGGCGGGCCCUCUCUAGCAGUCAGCUCUUUGUAAUAAAGUCCUAGAUCUCUGA
Messenger RNA from Mesocricetus auratus (golden hamster), 1597 nucleotides. It is a transcript of the gene Lbhd1, whose product is annotated as LBH domain containing 1. Gene Ontology annotation, biological process: positive regulation of DNA-templated transcription. The record is from RefSeq and is a predicted model, not a curated record. Gene Ontology annotation, cellular component: nucleus. The transcript is spliced from 6 exons. The coding region runs from base 517 to 1311 and encodes 264 amino acids. Lineage: Eukaryota; Metazoa; Chordata; Mammalia; Rodentia; Cricetidae.